Molecule: messenger RNA, 863 nt
Organism: Drosophila kikkawai
Lineage: Eukaryota; Metazoa; Arthropoda; Insecta; Diptera; Drosophilidae
Gene: mRpL24
Product: mitochondrial ribosomal protein L24
Biological process (GO): translation
Cellular component (GO): ribosome; mitochondrion
Molecular function (GO): RNA binding; structural constituent of ribosome
Source: RefSeq, a predicted model, not a curated record
CCCAAACAGCUGUUUGCUAGCCGCAUUUAUUUCUUAUUUUCCUAGUUAUUUUGUUAAUUGUUGAAUUAAUUGUUAAAAAUGAGGAUAACACAAUUUUUGGCCAGCAAAUUAAAGAACUUCUCCAACCUGCCCAAGGAGUACAUCGAGCGCAGCAAGAAGCAGGUGUUCUGGCAAACACCUAAUGAAAAGAAUUACCUGCAACGCACAGUGGAACGGAAGCGGUUUCGAUACACAACAAACCGCUCAUGGACUGGUCAGUUCCGGCAGCAGAACAUGCCGGGCACAGUGCGCCGCAAGGUGCUAGUGGAACCAAUUGAGGAGUGGAGCUUCUUCCGUGGCGAUCGCAUCGAGGUUCUGGUUGGCAAGGACAAGGGCAAGCAGGGUCUUGUCACCCAGGUGAUCCCCGAACGCAACUGGGUCAUUGUAGAGGGCCUUAACUGGCACUACCGCAAAGUGGGCGCCGAGAAGGAGUUCCCCGGCAUCAUUAUCAAGUCCGAGGCACCGCUGCAUGUCACCAAAGACAUACGUCUGGUGGAUCCGUCGGAUUUGCAGGGUACGGACUUUGAGUGGCGCUUCACAGAGGAGGGUGAGAAGGUGCGUGUGUCCAUGCGAUCGGGCCGAAUCAUACCCAUACCGGAGACCAACAAUCAGACGUAUGACUACAAAACCCCAAAUGCUUAUAUAGAAAGGGAGAAGGAUACGCCAGCUGCUGUGGUCGGCGAGAUCACCUUCCAACCCAAGCUGUCCACCUUUGAGAUGGACAUCAUGGAGGAAAUGGGCAUCAAGGAGGAGCGCACGCCAGCCAAGAGCUACUGGUAUUAAACCUAUGCCUAAUCUUUAUUAAAGUAAUGUACAAAAACCCA